Messenger RNA from Megalops cyprinoides (Indo-Pacific tarpon), 4517 nucleotides. RefSeq names its product potassium voltage-gated channel, Shaw-related subfamily, member 4 (gene kcnc4). The coding region runs from base 892 to 2706 and encodes 604 amino acids. NCBI's taxonomy places the organism in Eukaryota, Metazoa, Chordata, Actinopteri, Elopiformes, Megalopidae. Gene Ontology annotation, cellular component: voltage-gated potassium channel complex; axon; dendrite membrane. The transcript is spliced from 4 exons. Gene Ontology annotation, biological process: potassium ion transmembrane transport; protein homooligomerization. The record is from RefSeq and is a predicted model, not a curated record. Gene Ontology annotation, molecular function: delayed rectifier potassium channel activity; protein binding.
CAGAUCCUUCGGUGAAAAACAACCUUGCGCGUGCAUCUUCCUCCCUAUGCCGUCUACGCCUUUCAUACCAAAGGUGAAAUAGCAGGAGUACUAGAAGGACAGAUCAGUACGAUCUACUCUACAUUUCCUUGAAACUUGUCUUCGUCUGGCUGACAGUUACAUGGGUUUUUUUGCGUUAUUUCGAUCAAUGUCGACGGAUGAUUUAUUUAAGGAAGGUGAGAGGUUUGUGUCAUUUAUUUGGGUAAAUCUGGGUUUGGAAAAUACCAAACAAUAUCGACUAACAGCCUGGCACUAGAGAAUUAUUUGUAUGUUCAUAUUUAUUCAGGAAGUCUAAAAGUCGUUACUCUUGUUAUAUCAUAUCCAGAAACUCCUAACGCUGAAGGUCGCAAAGUACUGUGGACUAAAAGACCUGUGGUGCUAGAAGCAACCGUUGAAGCUGCAAGCGUGUUGCUUCAUUUGGCAGGACCUCCUUCUUUCGCUUUAAUACUUUACUCUGUUUUGUGUGACUGUCAUAAUUUAGAUUAGUAAAUAUUGCAAGAUAGUGCAAUAUUUUUCCACUUUUCAUAAUACAAUAAGCGUCAGUCGAAACAGGACUCAUCAGACUGUACUUUUUUAUCAGCCUAAUUUUAUUCCAGACAACUAUACCACUCAUCGUCUGAACUUUAGAAAUAUUGUCAUUCAUUAUUGUUUUAAUCGUGUAAAUAAUCGUGAUCAAUACUGGACGGCCAGAUGAUACGGAUCACAUCAAGACCUUAAUGUGGGACCCGAACUUUAUUUCAGGGGUAGUCAUUCCUGUCUUUUUGAGACUGUGUUGGAUUUAGGAGCCACAAGGGUGCCAUCGACGGAACGGAAAAAGGGUGUUUUCAAGGGUCAGUCUUUCCACCAAAAUCUAUGAUCAGCUCAGUGUGUGUUUCGUCUUACCGUGGGCGCAAGUCUGGCAACAAACCUCCGUCUAAAACAUGUCUGAAGGAAGAUAUGGCCAGGGGGGAAGACUCGGACAAGAUUGUCAUCAACGUCGGUGGCACGCGACACGAAACCUACAAGAGCACCCUUAGAACCCUGCCGGGUACCCGCUUGGCCUGGUUAGCCGACCCCGAAUCCCAGGUGAACUCGGAUGUGGACACGGGCCAGACCUCUACGAACGAGUUUUUCUUCGAUCGUCACCCGGGCAUUUUCGCCUAUGUAUUGAAUUACUACAGGACUGGCAAGCUCCAUUGCCCGGCCGAUGUUUGCGGGCCCCUUUUUGAGGAGGAGCUGGCUUUCUGGGGGAUAGAUGAGACAGACGUGGAACCGUGCUGCUGGAUGACGUAUCGCCAGCACAGGGAUGCAGAAGAGGCCCUUGAUAUAUUCGAACCUCCGGAUCCGGACGAGGCGGACGAGGACAGGGAAUUGCCAAGGCGCUUUGGCAUCGAGGACUGCCCGGAUAGGUCGCGGGGCUGCUGCGAAGUCUGGCAACCUAAGAUAUGGGCACUUUUUGAGGACCCAUAUUCAUCCAGGGCUGCCAGGGUCAUUGCCUUUGUUUCCCUCUUCUUCAUCUUGGUGUCCAUCACCAACUUCUGCCUGGAGACACAUGAGGCCUUCAACGAACUGGAGAACCGCACCACGGAGGUAACGGUGGGAAACGUCACCAGACUGGUGCCGGUGCUGGAGUCCGUGCCGAACCCGGCACUGAACAUGGUGGAGGGCGUGUGCGUGGUGUGGUUCACCUUUGAGUUCCUGGUGCGCGUCAUCUGCUGCCCAGACAAGCUGCUGUUUGUGAAAAACAUGCUGAACAUCAUCGACUUUGUGGCCAUCCUGCCCUUCUACCUGGAGAUGGGGCUGAAGGAGCUCUCCUCCAAGGCGGCCACCGACGUGCUGGGCUUCCUGCGCGUGGUGCGCUUCGUCCGCAUCCUGCGGAUCUUCAAGCUGACGCGGCACUUCGUGGGGCUGCGCGUGCUGGGCCACACCCUGCGCGCCAGCGUCAACGAGUUCUGCCUGCUCAUCAUCUUCCUGGCGCUGGGCGUGCUCAUCUUCGCCACCAUGAUCUACUACGCCGAGCGCAUCGGCGCCGACCCCGCCGACCCCAGCGGCAGCAGCCACACCCACUUCAAGAACAUCCCCAUCAGCUUCUGGUGGGCGGUGGUGACCAUGACGACGCUGGGGUACGGGGACAUGUACCCCCAGACCUGGCUUGGCAUGAUGGUGGGCGCCCUGUGUGCGCUGGCGGGGGUGCUGACUAUCGCCAUGCCUGUGCCCGUCAUCGUCAACAACUUCGGAAUGUACUACUCGCUGGCCAUGGCCAAGCAGAAGCUGCCCAAGAAGAGGAAGAAACACAACCCCAACCCCGACGGCCCGCUCAACUCACCUUCCUUUGCGAAGUCCACCAGCAACUCGCCACGGGACAGCACCCAGAGUGACACCUGCCCGCUGGCCGGCGAGGACAGCAAGGGGAGGAGCCGCUCAGACUCCAAGCAGAAUGGUGACGCCGGGGCGGUGCUGUCAGAGGAGGAGGGGUGCAGCCUGACUCAGCCCCUGUCCCCCAGCGAGAGGUGGUCCCUGCGACGCUCACGGGCCAACGAUAAGACCAAGAAGGAGGCCACCUGCCUCCUGCUGACCUCUGGUGACUUCUCCUGCACUACUGAUGCCACCAUCCGUGCAGAAAGCUGCAAAGAUGCCCUCGCUGCAGCAGCUAAUUACACUCAAGCAGAAGUGACCACUCUGACUUGAAGGCAAUUGGUCACUGUAGGGCAAGUGGGUGUGUCCCAUGGGGCAGGACUGGAGGGGAGUGUGGGUGGAGUUUCAUCUUUACCCCGCCCUCCUUCUCAUGCAGAAGUAAAGGGUGGAUCCUCUCCUCUGAAAAGGGAAUUUGGACAUUCUUACAGUCUCUGUGGUGUAUACUCAGCAGGCCUGCAGAAGACAUCCUCAUGUACACAUCUGUCUGUUCUAAUACAUUCUGCAUGUCUUGCAUGAUAUAGCACUGUUACAGUAUGUACCUUGAGAAGAAUAACAAACUUCAUCAGUGGACUUCUUGUUUAGGCAACAUCUAACUUGGGUGUGUCCUAGCUGAGGUAGCUCUUUUAACAUUGGUAACGUAGUUGUUCACAUUCUCUCAUGAGUUGACGUUACUCUGCAAUAUUUUUUUUUUAAUUGAGACUUGCUGCAAGAAAUGACUGCCACACAUUUGUGAACAAUGAUGUUUUUCAGCUGUGCAAUAUCCAGUCAACUGGUGAUUCAUUGUCCUGUUUUUAUCUGAGAAAAACACAAAAAUGUGAUGGUGGUGUUUUAGUUCACAAAGGCCUUUGAUCCAUAAGAUGUGCUAAAUGUUAAUUAGAAUGCAACAGAAAUUUGUGUUUAAUAUUGCAGUGUAAAAUUGUGACUGUGAGCUAGAGUCAGAUCUCUGAACCAUUGUUUCAACUUGACUCCCACUAAAAAAAAAAAUCCAGGUGUGGUUUUUGUUUGAAUUAAAACAUAACAGUAAAAAUAGGUUUGUCUCUUCAGUGAUGCCCAUAGUGUUGAAGACCGCUCUGAGAGUAGUGGUGCAGACAGCUCUCAAACUGCAUUGCGCUACUGCCUUGAGUCGUCCAAUGAUAAACAAAAUGUCUACAAAAGCUUCCACCAAAUAUUAUUUUGAAGAGACAUUUUAAUUCCAUCACUAUAAAACACAUAACAUUACUGGUUGAAAGGGGACCAAACAAGAGGGCCAUCUUUUAAUGCUUUAUUGUUUUAGUAGAUUGAAAUCAUGAAGAACUCAUGGAAGCACACAAACUCUGUUCCAGUUGUGCCUACUGUGGAGUCAGUGAAUUUAUAGAAGGAGUUAUGGAGCAAGGUGAAUGGGAGAGUCUUGGACUGGGCUUUGGGCUUUGAAUCAGAAUAGCAGUGGAGAUCACCCUUGUUUUUAACAUGUUUCCUUGGGUGACAGUUUAAUAUUUUUACACACAUAUGUUGGAAAAUGGGAGCACAAGUGAUUGAAGACUUGAGUUCCACUUUUGAAGUCUAGUCUGCUGUGUUUAAAACCUUAGUUGCCUUACAGUACAUUUUAAUGAAUCAAUGUACUUGCUGUAGCUUUCUCUGAGUUUGUAUUUCAUCCCCAUUUUAAACUGUUUUCAUGCAGAUUUGUAUGUAAAUGAUAGCACAUUAUGUGUUACAGUAUGCUCAUCGAUCAUGAUAAACCAUUCUAAAACUUUUAUAACCUUAGCGGAAGUGCAUUAGCAUCUAAUCUACUGAUAAAUAUUCAGAUAUCCAAUAAAGAGAUUAUUUUGAUAAUAGUGCUGAUAUACCAACCUUCACUUUGUCAGUUUUACUGUUGUGUUUUAAUGAGAGACACGGACAUGCUUAGCGUCAGUGGGGAGGACAUUGCUAGGUGACAGUUGUAAUGAACUGGAGUUUCCAUAGGUGAGAGCACCCUCUCAGUGACAUGUGUGGUACAGUGACUGUUUUGGAUGAAAUUGUAUGACGCUGUCAGAUGUGUUGUGUCUAAAGCAGUACAGUCAAUGUCCUGUAGGCAUGGAUUUCUAUGCAGCUGAAGUACAAAUAAAAUG